AAAAAAAAUGCCUCUCUCUCUAUCUCUCUCAUUCUCCAUCAAAUCCCUAUCCUCGCUCCCAGUUUUUCCUUUUUCACCCCCCCCCCCCCACAUCAACACCACAAUAGCAUAGAUCAUGAUUCGCUUCAAGUUGUCCUCCUACUAGUAUACUGGCACUGCGCAAGUAGACCCCCCCCCCAAUCAAUCGUGCAUGCAAUGCAAUGCACUUCCAGCAGUCCGUUUCGACUUGCGAUAUGUAUGCAGGCCUGAUCUUCCCCCCUUCCCCACCACCCCACGGCUUCUCGAGAUACGCUCACGACAUGCCCCGGCGUACGCACUUCCUUUCACAUUACAUAUACAUAAGUUGUGUGUAUCGGCAUACAUCGGCUUAAGCAAUUCCUCGAUCGAUCACUCGUCUCAUCUCGUCUGGCUAGCUUUUGAUACAGGUAGAAAGAAUAUUAUGAAUCGAAUUGUUCAGCAGGUCACGUCACGUCAGUUCAAACUUUCAAAAUGGGGGGAGGGAGGAUUACAGAGUGUUCAUUUUUUUUUAUCGAUCCAUGUGGCCCGUUGGCCGCCCCCCCCGGAGAGUUGCUCUGCCGCCACUAGCUUUUGAACCAAUUGAAAUGAGUACGUUCGAGUCCGAUGUCGAUGGUCGAUCGACGGUCGACACUGUCUCUCCGAUCCCGCAUGUGCAUGACGUGUCAGAUUAGUUAUUUUUUUUUGUCCACAUCAUAUUACUUACAAUAUACCUAUAUGGGACGCAUUACCCAGUGA
This is a messenger RNA of Cantharellus anzutake, 753 nucleotides long. RefSeq lists its product as uncharacterized. NCBI's taxonomy places the organism in Eukaryota, Fungi, Basidiomycota, Agaricomycetes, Cantharellales, Hydnaceae. The record is from RefSeq and is a predicted model, not a curated record. The coding region runs from base 191 to 592 and encodes 133 amino acids. The transcript is spliced from 3 exons.